Molecule: messenger RNA, 882 nt
Organism: Emys orbicularis (European pond turtle)
Lineage: Eukaryota; Metazoa; Chordata; Testudines; Emydidae
Gene: IYD
Product: iodotyrosine deiodinase
Exons: 5
Coding region: 1-882 (293 amino acids)
Cellular component (GO): plasma membrane
Molecular function (GO): oxidoreductase activity
Source: RefSeq, a predicted model, not a curated record
AUGGAACUCUUUUCUUCCCUGACCCCAGUCUUUAUAGCAAUUAUAUGUGUUUUGAUUGGGAUAAUUCUGAAAAGCAACAGGAAAAGCAGCAAGAAAGGGAAGAGUGAGACUAAAAAUAAGUCUGAAUCUCGCCCAUGGGUGGAUGACGACCUCAGAGACAGCACUGACCUUCAUGUAGAGGAAGAAGAUGCUGAUGGCGACUGGCAGGGAUUAGAUGAAAACAUUGCACAUGUCUCCUUCUCUGCUGAGCGUUACUCUGAGGGUGAAAUGAUUAAAAGGUCAAAGGAAUUUUAUGAGCUUCUCAAUAAGAGACGGUCUGUCAGAUUUAUAAGCGAUGAGCCAGUCCCCAGGGAGGUCAUUAAUAAUGUCAUCAAAGCAGCAGGAACUUCUCCAAGUGGAGCACACACUGAGCCUUGGACCUUUGUGGUAGUGCAGGAUCCUGAACUAAAACAUAGGAUUCGGGAGAUCAUCGAAGAGGAGGAGGAAAUAAACUACAAGAAAAGAAUGGGAGACCGAUGGGUUAAUGACCUGAAGAGACUGAGAACAAACUGGAUAAAAGAAUACCUGGAUACAGCUCCCUAUCUGAUCCUCAUUUUUAAGCAGGUGUACGGGAUGCUUCCAAAUGGCCAAAAGAAGACCCAUUACUACAAUGAGAUCAGUGUUUCUAUUGCCUGUGGUAUUCUCCUUGCUGCACUGCAGAACGUGGGUCUGGUCACAGUGACCUCAACACCUCUGAACUGUGGUCCUCGCCUCAGGGUGCUGCUCCAACGCCCAAAAAAUGAGAAGUUACUCUUGCUGCUCCCUGUUGGGUACCCCAGCAAAGAUGCCACUGUGCCUGAUUUGACACGAAAGCCACUGGAUAAUAUUAGGGUGGUUAUGUGA